GCUCAUGUCAUUCAUGUCGUUUACGUGGAAUUUUGUGUCAUCAAUAAUAAUAUAACCAAAAUAGAAUUUUUAGGAAAAUAACUCGAAAAUAAUAAUUUAUUACCUUAAUAUGAAACCAAUCAACAAAUUUUCUCUCAUUUGACGAUCACUGAAUCUGAGAAUAGCUGUAGAUAUCCAAAAUUAGAACACAAAAGUAAUCAUGUGGAGCGAACCCGACCCAGAUCCUGGUGGCGAACGUCCAGCAACAUCUGUCAGAGAAAUAACGGAGCUGAAAGAUCAGAAUGAACAACAGCAGGUGCUCAUAGCUCAGCUCAAAGAGAUGUUGCGCAAAGAACAGAGCACAGUUUCUCAAGAAAAAGUUGAGGAAUACAUGAAUACCCUGAGCAAAAUGCAUGCCAAAAAACCACGCACAAAACAGGGUGAAGCUGGUAAAACUGAGAGAGUUGGUAGUACAGGGCCUGAAGGCAUCAAGAGUGAAAAGGUCAAUCUUUUGAAACGACAAUUAGAAGAAAACAAGGCUAAAUUAGCAGAGAGGGGCAUAAGGCAGAAAGGUAUUGAAGAUAUGGUAAGCACCCUGAAAGCACAAUUGAAUGAUUCUCAUCAUGUAAGUUCAACUUCUCUACCAUUGCCUAGUGUUGAUAAAAAUCUGGAAUACAGUAAAACAAGUAGUCAAGAAGAGUUAUACAAUAUUCUGUUAGUGAAGGAAAGGAAAAUAACAGAUUUGCUAGAGAAGAAUCAUAAAAAUGAAUCAUUGAUUCUAGACUUGCAGGAAAAUGUGAAAGAAAAAGAUUCAGUUAUAGAUGCUAGAACUAAAGCAAUCACUUUGAUGACAGAAAGUCUCAGUAAAAAGGGCAAAGACACUUUAGAUGCCUUGGAUGAUACAAAAGACCAAAUGAGGACAAUGCAAGAACAGUUUGUACAACUAGAGGCAGAAAUGAAGGCCAGACAGAUGAAAUUGCUGGAAGACUUGAAAUUCAAGAAUCUGGAAAUAGUGAAACUGCAAGAAAGCAUACAAAACCUCAAUGAGGAAAAAAGUGAAUACCAGAAGCACAGUAACAAUUGUGAAAAAAAUGAUAAUGAAGGUUUUGAAAAAAUUAUCAAAGAUUUACAGGAUCAGUUGAACCAGACAAAUUCUCUCAAUGAAAAACAUUUAGCAACUAUUUCAGAGUUGAACAAGGACCUACAGGAAAGCAAACAUACUAUUGAAGUACUGAAAAACUCUAGUUUUGAAAUGGACAUGGCAGAAAAUCCAACUAACUCAAAUGACAUUGCAAAACUCAAGAAACAGCUUGAUGAAAGUAACAAAAAUAUGAUAAAAAUGAAGGCACAGAGUAAAAGCAAGAUCAAAGAGUUGACAAAGAAGAUUGAUGCUUUCAAAAAAAUCAGUGAUGCAAAUGCUCUAGUUGUUCAAUUGCAACAUGAAAUCACUAGUUUGAAUGAAAAAAUUGCAGUACUAGAGGAAGAAAAGGGGAAUUUGCAGUUGAAAAUGGUGGAAUCUACUGAAUCAACCAAGGAAUCUGCUCAAGAAGGAAAUGAAUUUAUUGAGGAAAACUCCAGAAUACUGGAAGAAAAAGAAAAAGUGAUAUCUCUGUUGGAGUCUGAUGUCAUGUCUCUGAGAGAAGAGAUAAAUAAUUUGAAUGAAAAAGUUGCAAACUCCCAGAAAGUUCAAGUGACUUCUGAAAUGAAUUCUAUUCAGAUAGAGGAAGAAAUUGAUAGGAUAGAGACUGAAAAUAAGAAACUUCAAGAAAUUGUGGAAGAUUUAACUAAUGAUAAGCAUAAUCUUGAACUGAGAAUUGAAGAAUUGGUGAAAGAAAAACAGGAGCUGAACACCAAAUUAGAUAAUUACAUACAGGAAAACAUGGAGCUGAUAGACAAACUGGAAAAGCUCAGCGCGGAAAAAGUCUCGUCAGCCGAAAGCAUAGAAAUAGUCGAGGGCCUAACGCAACAAGAAAAGCUCGAAUUAGCGGCUUACCAAAAAAACGUGGACCCCCACUGUGAAGAGUCCGCCAAAGCGUCUGAAGAUGACCCGAUCGAAACGCCGCGCGAGCUCAACGAGAGUGUCCUUCAGCUGAAGGAGGACUCCGCGGAGCUAUUGAAGAAAAUCGAGAUGUUCAACAUGGAAAGGAAAGAGGUCAUGGUGAAAAUGGAGACGCUCAAAGAGGAGAACGGCCGACUGGCUCUGAAAGUAGACGAGAUCGAGAACAAUCGCGACGUUCUGGCGGAGACUUAUGAGCAGUUGCACACGGAGAAAGAGGAGUUGCAAAGGGAGAAAGAGGAGUUGCAAAGAGAGAACGAGAGUUUGAUGAGUAAAUUGAGUGAAAUUGAAUCUAAAGCUGCCGAGAGCUUGAAGAUUUCAGUAAGAGACGACGCUGAGCUAACUUCUGAGCUCCAGUCGUUGCAAAUGGAGUACGAGAAACUAAAAGAAGAAAAAGAAAACUUGAGACAGACCUUGAAAGAAUUUGACACAAAAGUUCAUGAAAAAGACAACUUAGAAUCCCAACUUAGCGAAUCCAGAUCGAGAAUCGAAGAACUCGAAACUAACCUCAACACUAACCUAGAAGAGAUCAGCAACUACCGGAUGAUCAUCGAAGAAAACAAGAACGAACUAAUCAAUUCUUCCAACAUCAUCAACAGCCUUCAAAAUAUAUUGCGAGAAAGAGAAAAGGACAUAAAAGAAUUAAACAUUAUCAUUAGCGAUUUAAACAAUGUCGUCAACGACUUGCAGACAGCCAAUGAAAAACUAGGCAGCACUGAAACCAUGGAGAAACAGCUUGAUGAACUAAAAACGGCUCUGAAUGAGCAAAUAGAAGAUGCUGAAGCACAAGCUAAAGAAUACCAGGACGAAACUGCUCGUACCCGAAACUACUAUGAGCAAAAACUUCAAGAAAACUACAAGGAAAUCGAAAGAUUGACCCAAGAAAUGACGGAGAGAGAUUUACUCACAAAAACUCUAGAAAAUCAGAUGCACGAGAAAGAAGCAAAAAUCAACAAAGUCAUCGAAGAUAUGCAACAAAAGUACCUGGCUCUCCAAAAACAACUCGACAAUAGAAUCGAAGAAAUGACAAACAAGAGCAAGGAUCAGUUGGAGAAAAUGAAGAAAAUAGCAGCCAACUUGAAGAAGAAAACUCAAGCUUAUCAAGAGCUGGAAGAAAAGUACCAAGAAGACAAGGAAAAGUGGGAAACAGAACUCAAUCUUAAGGAAACCUCCAGCAGCAACCAGUUAUCACAACUCGAAGCAGCAAAAGAAGAACUGGCCUGGAAGACUGCUAAAAUCGAAGAACUGACAGACAUGGUGGCAAGCCUCGAUCAGCAAAGAACCGAGCUGGAACAUACUCUGUUGCAAAUGAAGCACGAACGCGACAAGCUGAGCGAAGUGAGCUUGUCACGUGAGCUUUCGACCAGUCUCCAUGAAGAAUUCGACAAGCCCCUUCCUGAGUCCGCUAGUGAAGACAAAAUCAAGGAACUGGAACUCAUCAUAGAGACCAACGAAGCUGAAUCAGCCCACUACAAAGAAAGAUCCCAGAAGUUAGAGCAAGACGUUUCCAGACUCCUAGAAGAAAAAGAGUUUUUAGAAAGAAGACAGCUGGAACUAGAAGAUAUGCUAUCGAGAACGUCGAAGAGCAUCGAGGAGAAGUCUAUGAUAGAAGAAGAGUUGGGUCAAAAGCUCGAAGAAGCUAGCGCCAAUGACAAGAAGCUCGAAGAAGCUAGCGCGGAAAAUAAGGAGUUGGUGGAGAAGAAUAGAGAACAGGAAGAGCUCAUCUACAAGCUGAAGGUGAAACUGAAGAAAUCGCACGAGCGAGUGAAUCAGCUCAAAGCUUCACAGGCCAAUGUCGAGGAGCUGGAAACUUCCAACGAAAAGCUGCGACAAGCUUUGGAUCAGAUGGAUAACGCCCAAAAACACGCCCACGAAGAAUACGAGGCAAUGCAAAAGAAAUACGAGAUGGACUUCGAGAGGAUCGAGUCCGACUAUCAGGUGCAGAUGGAGGAGUUGUUGACGAACAAGAACGAGUUGACGGUGGAAUGCGAGAAGUUGCAGGAGACUUUGGGGAGUUUGAGGGAGAGAGAGGAGGCGCUUUUGGGAGAGGUCAGCGAGUACAAGAUUGCACUGGAAAAGCAGAACCAAGACGACAAUCAGAUUCAACAACUGAAAGAAGAUCUCACCGUUGCCACAAACAAUUUGGAAACCUCCUGCAAAGAAAUUGAGAUCCUCAAACAACAAAUUGAAGAACUACAAAAACAAAUAGUAGUCCAAGUCGCCGAAAGUGCAGUAGAAGAUGUUCUUCUUGAAGCGAAACAUCAAGUCUUCUUCGCUAACACCAAAGACACCCAAACGGAAAACGUGACAGAGAACAUAAUCCAAUUCCCUGAACAUGACCAACAAAAUGUCCCAAUGUUCCACUGGCCCACUAAAAUAGAAGAGAGCAGCGAGUCAUUUCUGCAACCAGUUCAACCUGCUUCCCAAUCCCAGAUCGCUGAAGUUUCAAAGGAAGAUCUAGUGCACCAGAUCACCAACUCCAAAAACUCAGCUACUCCUCUAGCCUUUUCUCCUCUUGAAGCCCAAAUUUUGUCAUCCGAAGACAUUGCAGAUGCAGCUAAAGAUCUGAAAGCCCAACAAGAAAUGGAAUUCGAGAAGUGCCAUCCAUUUAUCGGACAGCAAAAUGUAGCAGUAGUUGAAGAACUCAUACAGCCCAAAGAAGCCUACAUUUGCCAUCAAGAUCAAGAAGGAACCCAAGCUGCCUCUGAAGUCACAAAAGAACAGCUAGUGAGCAAAAUAAAGGCAUUGGAAGUUUUGUUGUACAAUGUCGACAGGGAGAAAGACGAAAUAGUGGGAGAAUGCUCAGGGAUGCUCACUGAACUAACCCGUUUGGUCUACGAAAAGAUAAUGUCUCAGGAACCGCAAGCUGCAGCUCUUGAGCCCCAACCCAGCCUAGAACUGGAGGCUCAGGUACAGUCUCCCGAAGACAUCGCGGCUGCUUCCAGCGACCUCAAGACCUUACAGCAAAUGGAAUUCGCCAGAUGCGAUCCGUUUCUGGGGCAGCAAAGCGUACAAGUUGUCGAAGAAGUGCAGCAGCCCAAGAAGGCCUAUCUCACCUACCAAGGCAGCUCUGAAGCCUUCGCUGAGAAUGACGAUGGCUGGGGCUGGGGACCAGAGGAAGCCAAACUGGAAGAGGAGCACUUGCACAGAGUCGACGGUACUCCUCAGAUGCAAGCUUUGAAGGACGAUUUGAGACGGCUGAAUGAGCAAGUGCAGGUACUUCAAGUGGAGAGGGAGAACCACCUGGAAGAAAUAAAACAGCUCCAAGUGAAGUCUGGGAAGCUGAUCAAGAAAUGCAAAGAGCUCAAGCAGAAGAACGAUCAGUUGGUGCAGAAAUCGGGGAAAUCUUUGGAGAGCUCUGGCUUUUUCGAUCUAGAUCAAGCAAUUAUGGAAGAGUUGAAAGCACAGAGCACAACACUUGAGAAGAAAGUCGAAGAGACUAGGAAUGAGCUUGAAAAGGAAAGGACAGAGAAGAGCACUUACCUUAGGAAGUUAGAGUCUUUAACUUCAGCAAAUGAGAAGCUCCUUGAGGCUAAAGAAAUCCAGAACAGUGAGGUUCUUCGAUGGAAAAGAAAGUACGAAGAGAUUGAAGAAAAAAUGCAGCAAAGCGAAUUUGGGAUCGAUGGACUUGCAGUAGCCAUACCAGCAACACUCGUUCCGAAGCAACCAGAAGAAACUAGUGGCGAUAGCAUCGAAGAACUACAGAGAAUAGUAAAAGAAUUGUCUUUGGACAAUGAAGAGCUUCAGACAUUGUUGAACGAGCAAAGACAACAGAGGAUAGAUGCAGACAAACAUAAGCAUUCUGGGAGAAGUGAGGACGAAUUCAUGAAGCUAAGUGAAGAUCACGAAGAAAGAGUGAGAAGUCUUCAGGAACAGACAUCUAUAAAAAUCUUUGAGUUAGAAACAGCUUUGACUGAGAAAGAAGGUGAGAUUACAAGACUCCAAACGGAUUUAAAUGAAAAGAUACUCCGUGUUCAGAGUUUGGAGGAAAGUUAUAAACAACUGGACGAUGUUAAUGGACAACUAGAAACAACAUUGACAGAACUAAAGCAAAACGCAGAAUCUAGUCAUGAUGGAAGAAUUUCUGAACUGGAAGCUUUGUUGACUGAAAAAACUAUAGUUGCCGACCAAUUGAAGACAGACUAUGAUGAUGCAAUCAAAUCGAAUGAAACUUUGAAUUUGCGCAUAGAAACUCUGAACACUGAAAUGGAGAAUACCAAACAAAAAUACGAUGAAACAAUUUCAAAUCUUCAGAGUGAGUUGAGAGAGCAAAUACAAAAUUCUCAACAAUUGGGGCCAGAAAAUAUAAAUCCUAUUGUUCAGCAGUUGACAAGUCAUCAAGCUAAUUCUAUUUUAGAACUGGUUGAAUUGCUUCAUACGACCCAAGCCGAGUUUACAAAUCUCUCUACUUCCUACAGUGAACUUCUCACUACAAGUCAUUCUUUGACUGAAAGAAUCAAUGCACUUGAGCAAGAGUUGAUAACACAGGCGCAGCACUAUACCGAUCUACAAAGCUCCAGCUCGAAAAACAUUCUGGAUCUUCAGACUGACCUGGAAGAAACGAAGCAAAAGCUUGAUCAACUUGAAAUAGAGAGCUCUGAAAAAAUUGUGGGAAUGGAAAAGGAAUUAAAGGAAGAGAAACUGAGAUAUCAAGAAUUACAACUAGCAACACAACAAUUAGAGGCACAAAAAGUAACAGAUCAUACUUCCAAAAUGUCCGAACAGGUGAGUCAUCUAGAAGAAUUACUCGCAGAAAAGGAAGCUAACAUCGCAGAAUUGAAGAACAUAACUGAAGAUCUGCAUACAAAACGAGCAAUUGUGGAGGAAGAAAUGAAAGAGUUGAAGAACGCUUUGAACGAGAAGCAAAUAGAACUAGAUAAUGUCACCGCAGAAGUGGAAAAUAAAUUAUCAAAUACCAUAUCGGAGCUCGAGCAGAAAUGGCAGAUCAUAGUUGAUGAGAGAGGGAAUACCGUGGCCGAAAGUUGGAAAUACCACUUGGGGGCUGUCGAAUCUGAAUUCUCCAGGGUACAAGAACAAUUGAAAAAUGAAAUUAACGAACUCGAAGAAAAGUGCAAUGCCCUGGUGAAUGAGAAUAACGAACUGAGAAAAAACGUUGAUACUGAAAUCAAAAACGAAGUCGAUCGCAUUUCCGCUCUACAGCAACAAAUAACAGACAGGCAACAUGCGAUAACUGAUUUAAACAGAAUCAUAAGUGGCUUAGAAACAGAAAGGGUAGAGAUACGCCAACAAUUCGAUCAGUUGCAAAACGAAAAAGUAGAGCUUGACCGGAUUCUAGCUCAGAAAGACGCUGAACUGUCCAGUUCCAAGGUCGUUAUAGAAACCACCCAAAAACAGUUCCACGAGAAGCGAGAAGUAAUAGAGGAAAUCGUGAAAAUAUUAGAAAGAAGAACCUCUUGGCCUUUGUCUUUCGAAAAAGAAGAAGUUUUGAACGAGUUCCAGAGACAGCUCGACUUGAUCCAAGAAAGAGAAGAAGAACUUGCUAGGCUCAACUCGCAAAUGGCCGAUUUACAAUCUCAUCUGCAAGAAAGAGUUGCCGAAAUUGUGAGGUUGAGUGACCUAGUGAAUAGCCUCCAGGCGGAAAAUAGUAUGAUGCAAGAAAAGGACCAGGAGAUAAGUAGAUUGAACCAGACUGUUGAACAUUUGCAUAGCCAAAUGUCUUCGUUACAACAGAAUGAACAGGAAAUCAUCAAGUUGAAUGAUUUGAUAGGACAGCUCCAGAGGCAAGAAGUCCAAUACCAGCAAACCGUCCAAACCCUCCAACAAGAGCGCGAGGAUUCCAAAUAUGCCGUCGAAGACUACAAGAAGAAACUCGAAGAGUUUAAACUCACUCACAUCGCCUUACAAAACUCCCUCGAAGAAAAGAACCAACAGAUAUCAUCUCUCAACCAACAACUGCAAAUCUGGGAAACUUUCAAGAACGACAGCAACAAGGAAAAGGAGAGGAUCGACGCGGAACUGUCAAACGUCAAGCAAGAAUACUACUCUUUGCAGCAGUCGUUGUCCGAGUGCCAACAACACUUAUUCAGCGUUACUCAGGACCUCGGAAAUAAGUCCCAUGAGCUGGAAACCUGCAACCAACAACUCGCCUAUUCCAAGCAAAACUCUGAGGUUCUCGAAUCGGAACUCUGCAAACUCAGGGAGUUGCUUCGCGCCAAAGAACAGGAAACGGUGCAGCAAGCUCAGCUGAGCGAAGUACAGAAUUACUACGAGGAAGUUAUAUCUGCCAAGGAUAUUGACCUGGAAAAGGCCAGAGUUCAGCUCAACGAGUCAAUUUCCAACAACGAAGAACUGUCCGAGAAGUUCAACAAUGAAAUGUCGGAAAAGCAACAAGUGUUGCUGGAAAAACGACAGUUAGAAGAUAAAUACGAGGAACAGAGGAUGCUGUUGGAAGAGGAGGACAAACAGUUGUCAGAGAUGCGGGAUAUCAUUCAAGAGCAGGUGGUGAAGAUUGAGGAGUUGAAAAAAGAGUUGUUGGACAAGAGCAAGGAUUAUGACAGCUUGAUUGCCGAAAUGGACAUGGGCAGUAAGCCUGUCACUCAACAACCGACUUCUUCCAUGAUCGAAAAUCCCUCUAUCGGAAACGCUCAGAGGUCCUUCGCGGAAGACGACAUGUCUGAGCCGGUGAACCGAGCCGAAUUGGACCUGGCCCUAUACAUGCUGCACCAGCGGGACGUGCGCUGCGAGGAACUGACCGUGGAACUGACGCAGCUGCUGGAGGAGCGGGACACGCUGCAGCUGAAGCUGUCGAACGCGUUGCGGGAGAAGGAGGAUAUUAGACGCAGCACGGCAGUGUCUGAAGAAAUGCCGUCAUCUUCCACUGCACAACCUUCAACACUACUAAGCAAAUCGUCCGCCAUUUUCCUAGCAGCUUCCGGCACUGACCUAGGAACUGAACCUCUUGAGAGCCCUAGCGGCGAUCAAAAUCUAGCCAGCAAGUUAUCGGAACUCAGGAGGGUGGGCUACAAAAAAGAUAAGACUUUUGUUGAUGAACAGGAGUUGAGAAGGUUCCAGCAAAUGUCCAUAAUGCAGCAGCACAUCAGUGAAGUUGACAGGCUGCCUGCUGAAGCAGCUGCCAAAUUGGUGGAUGCAAAUUACACACUAUCACGAGACGUUCAAAGUCCAUCCAAAGUUCUCCUCAACUGGCUGUGGGGACGAAGUACUCCGAAAUUGAACGAUUCAUAGCAGAUGCCAAGGAGUUGCAUGAAGUUCUCUAGAUGAAGUUGUGCCUGAUCGCUAACCCCAUUUCAAUAAAAUCCGGUCUUCAGGUAUUCAGAUUGGCAGUCCGGGUCCGAUAGAAAUUUGAAAGCUUUUCCGAAAGUUCCAUGUGAUAUCCAACAUAAUAAUAUAUACUUAAGUUCAAAUUUGUACAGUUUUUAUUUUAAAAAGCAUUUAUUAAUUGUUGUACUGUGAAUACUGAGAAUUGAAAAAUAAAAAAACACUUUUUGAA
Phaedon cochleariae (mustard beetle) is the source of this 9503-nucleotide messenger RNA. Lineage: Eukaryota; Metazoa; Arthropoda; Insecta; Coleoptera; Chrysomelidae. The record is from the annotation of a GenBank genome assembly.